Meloidogyne enterolobii is the source of this 888-nucleotide messenger RNA. The record is from the annotation of a GenBank genome assembly. NCBI's taxonomy places the organism in Eukaryota, Metazoa, Nematoda, Chromadorea, Rhabditida, Meloidogynidae.
UUCGCUCAAACAAUAAACGUCUCAUUUUUGCUUAUAAAAAUGACUGGCCAAAAAAGAAUGUCGACAUAUUGGCCCAACCGAUUAAUCUUUUCUAGUCAUUUUCUAUUAUUUCCUUUCACUAUUAUCUUGCUGAUAUUUCCAAUUGCUAAUGCGGAGAGUAGGUGUAAUUAUGUUACGCUUGUCAAAUGUUUUAUCGAAAUUCUUGACGAGUGGACUUGGACACUUUAUGAGCUAAAAGAUAAUGUUGAUGAAGGUCCUGAACAACACGAAUGUAGUCAUUCAGAGGUUGUAGCUGCUAGUAAUACAGUUAGUGAUUUGUUAACCCACAGAAAGAAUUCUGGCAGCUUUCUUAAGAGCUACUAUUUGCUUACUUAUGCAUGUUCAGACGAAGGUCAGAAAAUGCUUAGUGAGCACAGGCCAUGUCUCUCAAGGGAACGUAUUGGUGAAAUGACCAUUAGUGCAGGCACCUACCUCAGCGAAAAAUUUUUGGAUCACCCGGAUGAGGAAGUUUGUACUGCUGUGAAUAAUAAACUACAAGAAUAUAUGGAGGCAAUGGCAGGUCUUUGUCGUGAGGAAGCUUCUUUGAUUAUGUGUCGUUCGCUUACAGGAAUGUUUAAGGGUCUACAUUCUGAUAAACUGGCUGACUGCGAAUUCAGUUGUCUUAGAAAACAAGAAAGUUCUCAACGCGAUUCACAACAAGAACAACCUCAACAAGACCAGCAAUAUGAUGAAAAUUCUACUGCAGAAGAGGGAGACGAAGGUGAAACAAAUCAAGGAGAGACAGAACAUCUGACCGGUGGAAGUAUUGGAGGAAAAACACAAAAGCUAUGGUUGAUAAUGAUAAUAGUAGCAUUGUUUGUAAUCACAGCGUCGAUGACCGGUUUUUAA